AUGAGAUUCAGACGAGUAGAAACACCGAUACCGAUCGUCCUCUUGACGGCAUGCAUUCUGUUGACACUACAACAGCAGCCAUGUCAUGGCUUUUCUUCUUGUAGUGUCAAUCUGUUCAAUCGGCCACAAAACAUCUUUGUUCCUACACAGGCCAAGAAAUGGAUUCCUCACUGGUUAUCACCGUUUUCCAGACAGAACUACACCAUCACGGUAUCAUCCAGCGAUGUUAAGGUAGACCUGCUGCAGUCGAGUUUUACGUUUGCAUUUCCCACGCUCCGAUCCAAAUUGGAAUUCCCCAAGGUCGAGUUCCCGUCGGCGUUGAUUCAAGAUGCCCACGAAGAGUAUCUACGACGACAUCAGAUUGUCAAGAAACGACGGGUCUUGCAACGAUUGUUGGAAAUCAACAGUAUUCUCGCUGGUCAAAUCAUGCGUCCUCUGCUGUGCAGUCUGGUCACCACCAAGCCAGACUUGUCGACGAUUCACAUUCCCACCGAUGAAGAUUGGGAGGCCUUUUGGAGUCACCAACGGGCAGGGACACGGCGCAACCUGACCAAUGCGGAACGUGUGGCACAGGGAGUCCCCGUGUUGGGUCCCACGUUUGUGAAGCUGGCUCAAAUCUUAGCCACGAGGCCUGAUAUACUUCCGGUGCCACUAGCUGAAGCAUUGGGUAGUCUCCAGGAUCAAAUGCCACCCUUUGACAAUUUGGUCGCCAAACGCAUGAUCCGGACCGAUAUGAAUACGGUACUAUUCAGUCGCAAUAGUGAUGACAUGAUUCCACAUUCCUACAUGCAGUCCAAAGACGAUGUCAAUGACUUUAUGGAAUCACUCUCUGAAAAACCACUUGCGGCUGCCAGUGUGGCACAAGUCUACAAGGGAUACUUGGACGGAUUCGGACCUGUGGCGGUCAAGGUAUUGAGGCCUGGCUGUCAACGCAAGGUCGAACACGAUGCCACACUCUUUCAUUCCGUGGCCACAUGGGUCGAACGGAUGAGCAACAACACCAUGAAGCUGCCGGGCGCACAACGGCUUGAUAUCGGUUCCAUUCGGUUGGUACAAGCGGUCGAUGAGUUCACGUCGCGCGUGUUGGAGGAUAUAGACUUUACGCGGGAGGUCGAAAACAUGAAGGCUUUUGCUGCACUCUACGAUGCGCGCAGCGGAACAUCGCCCACGGUCAAAGUAGUGGUACCCAAGGUGAUUCCAGAACUCUCCAGCAACCGUGUCAUUGUCAUGGAGUGGUUGGAAGGAACCAGGUUGACGGAGGUCUGCACGGAUUGCGACGAUGGGCCCAGUCAACAAAAAGAGAACCUGGACUUGAUUGUGCAGGCUAUUGAAAUGACCGUGUCGCAAUUGAUUGAUCAUGGACUGCUACAUGGAGACCCGCAUCUUGGCAAUGUAUUGAAAGUGCGAAACCCAAAGACGGGCAAGCCAGAGCUAGGAUACUUGGAUUUUGGUUUGGUGUCGUAUGUCCCUCAAAAGUUUCGAGAUGCCAUUGUCAUUGCGGUGGUGCAAUUGGUCUUUGCCCGCAACAUUGAAGCAGUUGCUGAUCUUUGUGUAGAUUUGGGCUUGCUACCAGAGGAGACGUUGCAAGAUGCAGGAGAACGACAACGAUUCUUCAAAGCAGUCAAAGGUGCCUUGCAAGAAGUACUGAUUUGGCCCAAGGAUACAGAAGGCAUGUCGACUGCGGUGCCAGUGAUUCGGUUUGAAAAUCUCUUGCCUGCCUUUAGUGAUUUGAUCCGGUCAUUUGAGUUCACCGUACCGCCCUACUUUCUCAACAACAUUCGAGCAUUGGCGACGCUGGAGGGGAUGGCACUGAAACUCGAUCCCAACUUUAAUGUGUUUCGAGUCAUCUAUCCCUAUUCCAUCAACCGAUUGAUGCGCAAUCCUGCAGUUAGUAAACGUGUCCAAGAAACCUUUGUGGAGAUAUGUCGGUCUCCCGACACGCAGCUGAUAUCACCUAAACGUGUUCGCAUGUUGCUGAAUGAUUGGGCGUUGUGGACGGGCUACCGCAAGCGGAGGAUUGCCUGGGACUUGUUUAUAUGCGCGGGAGGAAGAAGGGUGACACCUGUCAUCUUGCACAACUGGCUGUUGAACCGAGUUCGCAAUGCCAAGAAUCUAGCACGGCACAGUCAACGAGUUGUGGUUCGAGGUUGUAAUAAAGUGGUGGAUCUGUUGCCGCUGGUGGGGGCAAGACAAGAAAACAUGAUCUACUAG
Molecule: messenger RNA, 2211 nt
Organism: Seminavis robusta
Lineage: Eukaryota; Bacillariophyta; Bacillariophyceae; Naviculales; Naviculaceae
Source: the annotation of a GenBank genome assembly